UAUGGGGAAGAGAAGAUCGAGUUUCAGAUGAUAGUGCGUUUUCGAAUAACGAUCGCGGUAACGAAACGAACCGAGGAGAGUCUAGGUUUUCUUCGGAGGAUAAAAAGAGAAUGCAGUUAAAGAUAUGUUGGCAAGAAAACAUUACAAAGUUCGAAACUAUAAAAAGACAGCUUCAUGAAAAACAGCGAGAUUUAUUAAAAUUAUACGCUUCGUUGCGUUCAAGUCACAAGGAGUUGUUAGGAAUGGGCCAAACAAUGUGCUUGCCACCGUCGGAGGAUUUAUCAAUCAUGAAUGUUGGCAAACUGGCCCCAGGACAGUUGCUGCAGCUGUGCGCUGGGGCAGAAACCAACGAAACACAGAUGUCUAAUACUCCUUUGAAUCUGCAUUUAUUACGUGAAAUACCAAACAAAAUUGUUGCUUCGUGCGAAGAAACAUUAAAUAGUAGAAAGGAUAUUAUCGAUUGGUUUGAGGACAUCAUGGCAAAAAAAAUGAUUACGAAAAAUGUACUCGUUAAAAAAAUCAAAGAAUUUAAAACUGAGAAUGAAGAAUUUAAAAGGUCACUGGAUAAGAAUAAAGAGGAUUACUUGAGUUUUUUAAACGAUUCAGAGAAUUUUUUUAAAAAUAAACAAAAACAAAUUAAAUUUAUGUAUAUAUUUGUCAUUAUUUUCAGACACGAUACGAAUAGCACAUUAGCCAAUGAACUGUGUUUUCAAAGUUUAUCAUUGAAAUUAUCAAAAGUAAAUGCAUUAAACGAGGAACUUCGAAAAAAACUUCAAGAGACGGAGGAUAAAGCAACAUUCGCUGAAAACAAGUCAAGGGAAAGAGAAAAGCAAUUAUUAAAAAUCACGAAACAUAAAAAUCACAUGUCGAAAACUGACUUACAGUUAAAGUCCAAAGAAGACGAAAUAGCACAACUCAACUUAGCCUUGGAGCAAGCUAAUUCUAAAAGCCGGACAUUGGAAAAAACAGUUUGCCAAUUGCGCGAAGAGAACCAAGAAAUGCAGUCAAAUUAUGAUAAUGAACUAAAAAAACUAAAUGAAUCUCUUGAUAUAAAUACGAAACUGUUUGAUGAAAUUACUGCUGAUCGAAGAAAACUAUUAGUCGAAAAACAAGAGCUAGAAAAUCAACUUAUAGAACUAAGUAAGAAUUUUGAAGAAACUUUACACACUACGAAACACGAGUCAAAUUUAUGUAUUGCGAAGUUAAUGGAAACAGAGAAGAAAUACAAAGAAGUAUUAGAUGAGAAAAAUAUACUGGCUGACAGAAUAGAAUCUAUGUGUACACAACUUCUUGAGUCAGAAUUACGAUUUAAAGACGCCGCGAAGAAAUUAACAGAAAUGGAAUCAAAUUCAAGAAACGUAGCCGAAUGCCACAAGGAAAUAGAAAUGUUGAAUUGUCACCUUGAAAAUGCUAAAGAAGAACUGCUGGGAUAUGAAACUACAGUAACCAAGCAAACAGAAGCUAUGCAAGAAUUACGACAAAAUUGGAACGACGCCGUCAACUCAGGGAAACAGUUGAAAAAUGAUUUGAAUAAUAAGGAAAAGUAUAUUUUGGAGCUGGAAGGGCUACGAAACGUGCUCGAACAACGCUUACUCGAAAGUGAAUCGAAAAUACAAACAUAUUCAGAAGAAUUGACAAAUAUCAAAACUCUACUACGUGAAGUUUUCGGAGAGUUUGAAACCAUAGUAGAAUUGCAUGAAAUGAUAAAGCAGCAAACUCUUCAGCUAGUAGAAGCAAAUCUAAAAAAUAAUACUUUGGCUGAAGUCUUAAACGAAAAGGAUAUUGAACUACAAAAUCGUGUUGAAAUCAUAACAGAGCAGGAACAUUUGUUAGAGGAACGGGAAACGGCCUUGAAGAUGCUAACGGACAAAAAUGAAGAACAAAGCAAUAUUAUUAAAUUACUACGAAAUAAUUUGGAUGACAGAACUCAAGCGGAUAUAGAGAUCAAUCGACAACUUGACGAGAAGAAUACUGAAAUUGAAUCACUCACGAGUCAUGUUGAAAAGAGAAAGGAACAAAUAUCACAAUUAGAGCAAAUAAUCCUAACUUUAGAAAAUCAAAUAGUCAAGUUAGGCGACCAAAAGAGAACAGCACGCGAAGCUGUAUCAUCACUUGAGAAGAAGCUUAGUGAAUAUGAAUCAUAUUACAUAACCAAUACAAAGAAGACUGAUUCACCGGUCGAUAACUUAGAUGAUUUAAUCAAUAUUCUAGAGUACGAGCUUACAAACCCUUCAGAUGAUCAAUUUAAUUAUUCAGAACAAGAAGUAGAAGCUCGUAGAAAUAAACGAGGAGCGCAUAAUGAUUAUAAAAGUCACAUUCAGGAUAAUUUUGAUAUGUACCAGUUGCGGAAAAAUGUGCCAACCAAAGGGAUGAGUACUUUUUCAAAAAAUAAAAGGAAUCUAAAUAAAGCUAAUAACAAAGGUGAUGGUGUCUGUGGAAACAAAAUGUUUCCCAGUGUGGUGUCAUCAGAAUUUGCUGCCUUGCAAAAAGGAUCUGCAACUGCAACUAAGAAAAAUGGAAAUCCGCGCGUCGCACACCAGCAUCACACUACUGAUGUUAAUUAUUGUUUGAUGCCCAGUCACAUUAAAGACGAAAAAAAAUUAAAAAUGUUUAAACUCGCCGGUCAUAAAUUGCAAUGAAAUUAUGCAAGUAG
Molecule: messenger RNA, 2653 nt
Organism: Cydia strobilella
Lineage: Eukaryota; Metazoa; Arthropoda; Insecta; Lepidoptera; Tortricidae
Product: coiled-coil domain-containing protein 18-like
Exons: 14
Coding region: 111-2639 (842 amino acids)
Source: RefSeq, a predicted model, not a curated record